Molecule: messenger RNA, 2462 nt
Organism: Silurus meridionalis
Lineage: Eukaryota; Metazoa; Chordata; Actinopteri; Siluriformes; Siluridae
Gene: chrna2b
Product: cholinergic receptor, nicotinic, alpha 2b (neuronal)
Exons: 6
Coding region: 505-2208 (567 amino acids)
Biological process (GO): regulation of membrane potential; chemical synaptic transmission; signal transduction
Cellular component (GO): postsynaptic membrane; neuron projection; synapse
Molecular function (GO): transmembrane signaling receptor activity; acetylcholine-gated monoatomic cation-selective channel activity
Source: RefSeq, a predicted model, not a curated record
UUGUCGACGUCACUCUGGACGGACAGACAGCACAGCGCGCGAGCAUGGUCGCCUGGGAGACGGGAGGCUGAGGAGCGUUUGGACCGGAACUACGAGUAGGCGCGCGCGCAGGGGGUAAAAACCGCGCACACGCAAAAACUUUUGACCGCGCAUGGAGCAGCAGUUUCCAAUCGGGAUGAAGGCAAAAAAAUAGAAUAAAAAAGUAAUCGGGAAGUUUACAGGUGCUCUAACCUGGGAUUUCAGAUUUGUUACAGACUGCGUGUAGUGAGAAGCUCGAUAUCGGAGUGGAGCAGCAUGGCAGAUGUGUGGAUGUGGAUUAGACCCGGCAGGCGCUACGGGUGAUCACACACUUUUAAAAAAAUAUACCAAAUGCAAUAUGAUGCUUUAAUUGAUCGUCCAAUUAAAGGCAGAGUGAUAACUUACUAUUGACUAUAAAGGAUAAACAUGUCUGAAACUGAAAGGUUAAAAUGGCAGAGGAUGGAAAAGUUCCUUCUAAAGCACUGAAUGCGCGCAUGGAGAGCCAAAUGUAGCGGUAUGAUGGAGCGCGUUGGGAAUCUCCUGGUCUCACUGAGGAGCGCUCUGCUCUGGAGCUUCCUGUGGCAAGCAAUGUCCUGUUAUGAGAAGACUCAUUCCUUCGCUGAGGAUGAACUGUUUAAGAAGCUUUUCGUUGGAUAUAACAAGUGGUCGCGGCCUGUGCCAAACACCUCAGACGUGGUCAUCGUUAAGUUUGGCUUGUCCAUUGCCCAGCUUAUUGAUGUGGAUGAGAAAAACCAAAUGAUGACAACCAAUGUCUGGUUGAAGCAGGAGUGGAAUGACUAUAAAUUGCGUUGGAAGCCCUCUGAUUAUGACAAUGUGACGUCCAUCAGGGUGCCAUCUGAGCUCAUUUGGGUUCCAGACAUUGUGCUGUACAACAAUGCAGAUGGAGAGUUUGCUGUGACCCACAUGACCAAAGCUCACCUUUUCCACACAGGUAAAGUGCGCUGGGUUCCUCCUGCCAUCUACAAAAGCUCCUGCAGCAUUGACGUCACCUUUUUCCCCUUUGACCAGCAAAACUGCAAAAUGAAGUUUGGCUCAUGGACAUAUGACAAAGCCAAGAUUGAUUUAGAGCGCUUAGAGACCACUGUGGAUCUUAAGGACUACUGGGAGAGCGGCGAAUGGGCCAUUGUCAAUGCUGUGGGGACAUACAACACCAAGAAGUACGACUGCUGCCACGAGAUUUAUCCAGACAUCACGUACUUCUUCAUUAUCCGACGCCUUCCUCUCUUUUACACCAUCAACCUGAUCAUUCCAUGUUUGCUGAUCUCCUGCCUGACUGUGCUGGUCUUCUACCUGCCAUCAGACUGUGGUGAGAAGAUCACGCUGUGCAUUUCUGUCCUUCUAUCUCUCACCGUCUUCCUGCUGCUCAUCACAGAGAUCAUCCCGUCCACAUCACUGGUUAUACCACUUAUUGGAGAGUAUCUACUUUUCACCAUGAUCUUUGUCACAUUGUCUAUAAUCAUCACUGUGUUUGUCCUGAAUGUGCACCAUCGCUCACCAGGUACCCACAAGAUGCCAAGUUGGGUGCAUACUAUCUUCCUUGACAUCAUCCCACGCUGGCUCUUUAUGCGCAGACCGGCUCCCUAUGGACGGCGUCGGCAAAGACUGCUUCUCCUGAAAAGUCAAAGGUCACGAGGACUUGGGGCUUCUGUUGGUCCAUGUCUCAGCACUUCAGCCAACUGGUUCAGGGAGGUGGCUAAAAAUGAAGAAACAUGCACACAGUGCUUCUACCAAGACCUAGAGCUGGGAACACUGUCUGCUAAUUUCUCUCUCUCCUUCCGCCCUCCUUCUCCUCGUCCACCCGGCUCCACCCCAACUCCAUCUCCCCCACUCCCUCCUUCUCUUCCUUCUUCUCUGCCUCUGAAACAUGGACAUUCUAUGAGACAUGAUUCAGUGCUGGGUUCCAGGCUUCCAAGGCGUAGAGUGAACCAUACCAUGCAACAAUCGGACAAUGACCAAUUCCUUCUCUCUCCGAGCAUAAUACAAGCUCUGGAGGGAGUUCACUACAUAGCAGAUCAUCUGAGAGCACAAGAUGCCGACUUUAGUGUUAAAGAGGACUGGAAGUAUGUUGCCAUGGUGAUCGAUCGGAUCUUCCUGUGGAUGUUCAUCAUCGUUUGUCUGCUGGGUACCAUCGGCCUGUUUCUUCCCCCAUGGCUGGCUGGCAUGAUCUAGAGCCACUUACAUGAACUUGCAGACAAGCAGUUUGGGCGCUGAGGAAAAACUUGUCAUUACCGACAGUGACUGAGUGUGCCACAUGGAUGAAUAAUAUGGAAACUGUGCCAAAAUAUUUGAAUGAAGGGCAAGAAAUUCAUCAUGGAGCAGAAUGUCUAUCAGCACCGUGCAAGAGCCCAGAAAGCAAAUUUAUCUUUGAAUGUAAAGCCUUGCAAUAAAUCCUGAUGAAUAAAAUAUGGCACCUUCAAAAAGGA